Messenger RNA from Chionomys nivalis (European snow vole), 1264 nucleotides. RefSeq names its product stathmin domain containing 1 (gene Stmnd1). Gene Ontology annotation, biological process: regulation of microtubule polymerization or depolymerization; microtubule depolymerization; neuron projection development. The transcript is spliced from 5 exons. The record is from RefSeq and is a predicted model, not a curated record. Bases 76 to 909 code for a protein of 277 amino acids. NCBI's taxonomy places the organism in Eukaryota, Metazoa, Chordata, Mammalia, Rodentia, Cricetidae. Gene Ontology annotation, molecular function: tubulin binding. Gene Ontology annotation, cellular component: neuron projection; cytoplasm.
CUGGGCCGGGAUUGGGAAACCGGGGACUCAGGACAAGAUAGGAGUUCCCGGGGCACUGCCUAGAGAGGAGGCGCGAUGGGCUGCGGACCUUCCCAGCAAGCAGGGGACCGGAGCCAGAGCCGCGUGCCCUCACCCAGGAAGGGCUGGGAAGAGGGAUCCAAGGCUAGUGACAGAGUGACUUCUUCCAAAGAGAACUGCAGCCCCAAAACGGAAGCUGCAUGGCCCAAGGACACUGAAGACAACGCUGAAAAUCUAGACCAGCAAACCCAGAUGGGAAGCCUGCCUGGGACUAUUCCAGAAAGCUCUCCACCUCCUAGUGAAAUAAACGGAAGAGUAAAUUCAGACCCAGUUGCGAAUGCGAUAAUCAAUAAACCCCAACUCCUGGAAAGUCGGGAACGACCAAAGUCAUCAGACAUCCUGGAAGAGUUAAUUGUCCAAGGAAUUAUCCAAAGCCGAAGCAAAGUAUUUAGAGAUGGAGAGUCGUACGACGUCAUGGUAGACACGACUGAGAAGUCACUGAGAAAGCCGCCGGCCAGACUGAAAAAACUUAAGGUGAAGAAAGAGGUAAAAGAUUUCACAAUCCAAGACAUAGAGGAAAAGAUGCAGGCCGCUGAGGAGCGCCGAAAGACCAAAAAAGAAGAAAUAAGAAAACGGCUACGGAGUGACCGGCUCCUGUCCGCCGCCAACUCUUCAGAUGCAGCUGAACCGGAAAGGGCAGAGGCUCUGUUUGCAGGUCUCCCAGGUGUGAGCACCCCUGCUUCGCAGAGGUCCUACACACAGGAAGGAGAGCCACACAAAAGGAAGAAAAGUGGAAGAGAUGUGGCCCAGAUGAAUAGGGUUGACUCCUAUGCAGGUUUGGGGACUGUGGAGUCAGACAUGUAUUACAACCGAGAGGACGACAUAUUCUAAUAGCUCAUUUUCAAAACGAAUCUCACCAAGGGGUCCGUUCCUUCCCAUUGCAACAGUCUUAGUGUGACUCGUGGUCUUCAGGAAGUGACUGUGGCUCUACUCGUUGACAUUGCUGCCCUGGGUUUAGGGCUCAUCGUGGGAACAGCAAGGGGAUGAGUUUCUGUUGAGUGAAUUAAAGGCUAUACUUACCCAGGAGGGAUGGGGUAUCACAAGGUUGCUGUUCUCCUUCAGAGUGCCUUCCAGCAUUAGCUAGAGGUCUUAGAUUAGGAAGUCCUGGCCAGCUUCCAUGACUAUGCUCGUGCCAAAAGAAAUUCUUCCUUUCACUGGACUUGGCCACACCCACUGAUGAGUCCUU